Messenger RNA from Impatiens glandulifera, 3069 nucleotides. RefSeq lists its product as uncharacterized. Bases 353 to 2812 code for a protein of 819 amino acids. NCBI's taxonomy places the organism in Eukaryota, Viridiplantae, Streptophyta, Magnoliopsida, Ericales, Balsaminaceae. The transcript has 3 exons. The record is from RefSeq and is a predicted model, not a curated record.
CGAGCAGUAAAUUUCGGAAGAAUUUUGUUUUCCCAGAAACAAAGAAGAAGAAGACGAAGCUGCUGCUGCUUCUGAAGAAGAAGAAGAAAGAUAGAUUAACCGAAGAAAACGAAGAAAAAGAAGGCGAUUUGGCUGAUUGGGAGUGAUAAACACACCAGGAGAGAACAAUACGCCGCUUUAAAAGGGGGAGGAGGGAUUGCUAUUAAAGGGUUUUCAGGGUUUUCCUUCUCGAUUCGCUAUCCUUGUUUGUUUCUUAUGUAAAUAAGGUGUAUUGCACUGUCAAUGGUUGAUAAUUUAUUCACACAUUAUUACAAGGACUUGACGUCCUAAUUUAAGUGGCAUGUGAAACAUUAUGACGCUGGAGGAUUUCUUUACGUUAACUGAGAUGAAAGACGGGCUGGCAGUACCUGCUCGUGUUAAAGACCUUGUGAAUGUCAUGCACAGAGAAAAGGAUUCAAUUGUAAAAAGCAUGGGAGACAUGACUCGACAGUGGUCAACUGUAGCUAGUACUAUUAUAGCCACCGAGGACAAAGACUGUCUCGAACUUUUUAUUCAAUUGGAUGGCCUCUGUUUUAUCGAUAGGUGGUUGAACGACGCUCAGAGAUUCAGCGUUGAAACGAGCGAUAACUUUGUUGAGGAAUCGAUCACUGUGUUAUUACGUGCGUUGGAAAAGCUGCAGAUUGGUUAUGAGAGGUCGUCAGCUUCAGGUAUCUUGUUGACUGUCGAGAACCUUCUGAAACAUGGAAGUUCUAGGGUUCAGGAUGGAGCUAAGGCUCUGUUUGAUCAGUGGAAGAAAAAUGGUGAUACCGAUCAGGUGAGUGUAGAACACUCCGGUGCUGAUAUUUCACUACCCAAUGGAGGUGAAGAAAAAUGUGAUGAUGGUUCUGCUGAUGAUACGAAUGAGAGAAAGCCGGUUAUGUCGGCUGAUGAUGUUGAAAAGGAAACAAUCUUGGAGGAGAAAGAAGUCAAAGAGGAUGAUACGCGGCUUGAGUUGACAGCUGUAGAAAAUUCUUCUAAGGAAGAAUCUGUAGUAGUAGUAGCUGAUUCAGUAGAAAAGGAAAAUGACUCUUUUACCCCCGUAGUUUUCGACGAAGUUAUUGAAGAAAGAUCAAACGUUCCCAUCCCAAACGAUUGUGCUGCUGCUGAUGAUGAUAAACAGGAGAUGCCAAUGGAGAUUGAUUCAACUGGCAAAUUACAUGCAAAAGUUGGUUCUUCUGUUGUGGACGAUGAUCUUCAAAGCCAUUCGCCUAUGCAAAUAGACGACUGCAAAUCUCUGGAGAAUGGGAAUGCGACUAUCCCAACAGAAGAUAACGGGGAGGUUGAUGAACUCGAAGAGGAGGAUUCUAGCGAGGAAAAUAAAGAACUGACUAUAAAUUUAAAUCUUCUAAAGCCUGCAAUUAUUUGCAAAGUACCGAACUCGAUCGACGAGAAAAGAUCAGACAUAGAACUCGAUUACAGCAUCGUAGACGCCCUAGAGGUUGCACGGCAGGUCGCUAUUGAUGUUGAAAGAGAAGUCGGGGAUCAUAGAGAACCGAGCUGUAGUAACUCUUCCGAGAAGAAGCAAUCAAUCGAUCCUUCUUCAAUGAAGGACGAAGAACCAUCUUCUAGUAAUAGCAGCAGCAUCAGCAGAAACAGCAGAGAAACCCUAGAUCCCAAAACCGAAAAUUCAUCACCACUGACUGUCUCUUCUACUGAAAUUGUCGAUAAGGAAUUAGAAGCUAACUCUUCCGGAAAAGGUCUUGUCGGAUUGGAUCUGAACCAAGAAGUUUGUUCAGAGGAUAUCGAUCAGCCGGAGAAACCCAUUCCGACUCAUAUCUCUCAAGUUUCGGCUUCAAGAGCUGCUGCUGUUUCUGAACUGGCUUCGUCCCCUUUACAGCAACAGCCUGAAGACGGAUGGAAAGGAUCCGCCACAACAAGUGCUUUUCGAAAAGUUCUGGAGGGCAUCGAGAAAACUCCUCCCGCUGAAACGAACCGCAACUUUCUCGGUUUCGACUUGAAUGUCGCGGAUGAAGAAGAAGAAGAUGAAGACGAAAAAACUACGCGACCAAUUUUGGAUCUUAAUAUCAUAAGCGACGAUUCCGAUUCUGUGCCGGACCAAUCUUCCUCUAAGAAGAAAAUCUGUUUGGAUUUUAAUUUGAACGAGGACGACUCGCAUUCAGAUCAACAUCAGUCAUCUGUUGCUCCUUUUCAGUCAAUCUCUCUUAUGGGAACAAAAGUGGAAGUGGGGAAAAGAGAACCAAUAACCCAAUCAUCGUCGUCAUCAUCGAUAAAGGAUCAGGUUAAUUUACCCAGAACCGGAACCGGGGUUGGUUUCUUCUCUUUCGGGGGGCCGCUACAGUAUCCUCAAAUGGGACCAUCGUCGCAGUUUUCACUGUCGCCCUACAUGGUUGAUCCUACUAGGGGUGGCCCGGUUUUACCUCAAUCACAGUUUUUUAUGAUGGGACCUCCCCCGGCUGGUGGUGGUCAUUAUAAUGGGGCCGGUUCUUCUUCAUCAUCGUCUAAUCAUAAUCAUCAUAGGAUAUUUGAUCUGAACAUGGGUACGACAAACGAAGGAGUGAACCGAGAGAAUGUCGGUUUUAGACAGUUUCUUAGUAUAGGUGGUGGUGGUCAGAAUAAUAAUAAUAGGAUGAUGGAGGAGCAGCAGUUGAGAGGAGGAAGUUUGCAGCAGCAGCAUCAACAUCAACAGCAGCCAUCUUCUUCAUCUUCGUCGGGUUAUGGAUUGGGAAAGCGAAAAGAGGCUGAAGGAGGAGGAGGAAGCGGGUGGGAAGGAUAUCCUUAUAACUUAAAGCGCCAGCAGCCGCCAUGGAAAUAAUUAUAGGAAGAUGAUGAAUGUAAUAAUGGAUGAUUCUGGGAGAUUAGUUGAGGAGAAGAAAGAAAGAAAGAAACAAAGAAAGAAGAAGACAUGAAGGGAAGGAGCUUAGGUUUUUAAUUGUUUUGAAGAAAAUUUAAUGAUUUUCAUCUUGAUUUUGUUUUUAUUUUAUUUAAUGUGUUGGGGGACUGAUAGAAAUAUUUCUAUAUUUAGUCUGUAGUAUAAUUUUCCUAUCUUUUAUUAUAUGAUUAUUAUGAUUA